Sphaeramia orbicularis (orbiculate cardinalfish) is the source of this 3674-nucleotide messenger RNA. Its product is annotated as alpha-1,6-mannosylglycoprotein 6-beta-N-acetylglucosaminyltransferase B-like. The record is from RefSeq and is a predicted model, not a curated record. Gene Ontology annotation, cellular component: Golgi apparatus. The transcript is spliced from 18 exons. Gene Ontology annotation, molecular function: alpha-1,6-mannosylglycoprotein 6-beta-N-acetylglucosaminyltransferase activity. Gene Ontology annotation, biological process: protein N-linked glycosylation. NCBI's taxonomy places the organism in Eukaryota, Metazoa, Chordata, Actinopteri, Kurtiformes, Apogonidae. The coding region runs from base 415 to 2832 and encodes 805 amino acids.
GGCUCAGCUGUGAAGUUCAAACGUCCAUGAGGGUAGUUCCGCAUCUCUACGUCCAGUCCUCCACGACAAGAAAAGAAAAACAAACAACCCAGAGGUGUUUUUACCGCCACAUGUUUGACCCACGUGUGUGACAACAGCCUUCUUUUUGUGCAGAACUUCCACUGGAGAUGUCUCGUACGGUCGACACAACCUGCAGCGACGGAAUGAUGCUUUAAAUGACAUUUUCACACACGGAAAAAAGGAAACUGCUGAAUGAAACUUUAUAGUCUUGCUCCUGGAGGGAUAAAAAAACGCACUUUUUGGUGCUAUUUGUGUUAUUUGCUUUUAUUUUGUGGACGUAUAUAACAUGUUUAUUCACUUGAAGUUACAGUUUGGGAGGUUAACCACAAUGUCAGGGGUCGCACGUUUUGGAAAAUGAUUACUGGCAGCACCGACGGUAAAAUUAUGGUCAGAAGAUGCCUAGUAACGUUCAAGCCGUUCAGGAUAUUCGUGGUGGGAAUAGGCUUCUUCAGCCUGUGCUUUCUAAUGACCUCUCUGGGGGGGCAAUUCUCAGCCAAGCGACUGGGGGACUCCCCCUUCACCAUCCGCACAGAAGUGCUGGGAGGUGUGGAGUCACGUGGUGUACUGAGGAAGAUCAGUGACAUGCUAGAAGUGAUUCUGAAGAGGAUGGACACGCUGUCCAAACUGGAUAACACCUCCACCACCGACGCACGGCGCCUAGAUGAGCUCAGCUCUGCAAUCAACAGGUUCCAACCAGCCGGUCUGGUGGAGAGAAUCCAAGCUAUAGCCCAGAAUGUCUCCAAUAUGGCCAUCAGAGUGGAGCAAAUACUGCAAAACAGCAUUGUGCAGGGAAGAGCUGUUAGAGAUGGGACAUCAAGCCAGUGUGAAGUACCCAGAGACCCCCGCUUCCCAGAGUGUCCCGGGAAAGUAGAUUGGAUGCGUGCACGCUGGACAUCUGACCCUUGCUAUGCCUUUUAUGGCGUCGAUGGUUCAGACUGCUCCUUUCUUAUUUACCUAAGUGAGGUGGAGUGGUUCUGCCCCCCACUGGCCUGGAGGAACAACAGCAGUCCCCCCACUCAGCUCACACACCAGACAAAAGCCCCUAAGAGACAGGCGGCUUUCCGCACAGACCUCUCUGUUCUGUUGGACCAGGUUGGAACAGGAAAAGAGUCCCUCAGCUUCAUGAAGCGCAGGAUCCGUCGGCUUGCACAGCAGUGGGCAACAGCUGCCAACCGUCUGGAUUCUAAGCUGGAGCAAAGGUGGAGGGACCAGAAGAAGAUCCUGGUCCAUGUAGGCUUUCUCACAGAGGAGUCUGGAGAUGUUUUCAGCCCUAAGGUGCUGAAAGGGGGCCCACUGGGAGAGAUGGUCCAGUGGGCUGACAUCCUCACUGCACUCCAUGUUCUGGGACAUAACCUCAAGAUCUCCAUGUCAGUCAAGGAGCUGCAGGGGUUUCUAGGUGUGCCCCCAGGCCGAGGCAGUUGCCCACUAACUGGUCCAUUGCCCUUUGACCUCAUCUACACUGACUACCACGGCCUCCAGCAGAUGAAGCAACACAUGGGGCUCUCACUCAAGAAACACAAAUGUCAUAUCCGGGUUAUUGACACAUUUGGGACGGAGCCAGCUUAUAAUCAUGAAGAGUAUGCAACGCUGCACGGCUAUAGGACCAACUGGGGCUACUGGAACCUGAACGCCAGGCAGUACAUGACCAUGUUUCCUCACACACCAGACAACUCUUUCAUGGGAUUUGUUUCGGAAGAACUGAAUGAGACAGAGAAGAGGAGCAUCCAGCAGAACAAAGUCAACAACAUGGCUGUGGUGUACGGGAAAGAGGCCAGCAUGUGGAAGCUACAGCAGGGUAAGGAAGGUUUCCUGCAGAUUCUCCACCAGUACAUGGAAGUCCACGGCACUGUAUACUAUGAGACACAGAGACCUCCAGAGGUCCCAGCCUUUGUGAAGAACCAUGGCCUUCUGCCCCAGCACGAGCUGCAGCAACUGCUGCGCAAAGCCAAGCUCUUCAUUGGCUUUGGUUUCCCCUACGAAGGGCCCGCCCCCCUGGAAGCGAUAGCCAAUGGUUGCAUUUUCCUGCAACCGAAGUUUCACCCACCCCACAGCUCACUCAAUCAUGAGUUUUUCAGAGGCAAACCCACUUCAAGAGAGGUUUCAUCUCAGCAUCCCUAUGCAGAGCAGUACAUCGGGAAGCCUCAUGUCAUGACAGUCGACUACAACAACUCACUUGAGUUCGACUCUGCCAUCAGGGAAAUCAUGAGGACCAAGGUUGAGCCAUAUCUGCCUUAUGAGUACACCUGUGAGGGGAUGCUGGAGAGAGUACAUGCCUACAUACAGCAUCAGGACUUCUGCACUCCAGAGCGUCCUUUCAUUCUGGCAAACCUCUCCAGACAUGGGACAGCUGGUGGAAACAGGAUUACAGGACCUCUGUUUGUGCCCCUGCCCAAUUCCACAGCCCUUGUCUGGGCGUCCAAUGUGACAGCUCCUGUGGCCUGGCCUCCUCUCAGCUCCCUCAGGCUCCUUGUAUCACAAGAGAGCCAGUCCUGUGUGGAGGCGUGCCAGUCAGCUGGUUUUAUCUGUGAGCCUGCUCACUUUCGAUUCAUCAACAACAAGGAGGCCCUGCAUGGGUUGGAGGUACAGUGUGAGGUUGUCGACUCUGAGAUCAACCACAUCCUUCCGGCCUUCUCUGUGAUGCGACGGGAAUGUGGCCUCCAAAGGGAUCCUCUCCUGUUCAGCUGCGCAGGACACUCCCCCAAAUACAGGCGCCUUUGCCCCUGCAGGGACCUCCGCCAAGGCCAGGUGGCGCUGUGCAGAGACUGUCUAUAAUGACCAGAUACACAGCACACGACAUGCACUAAAGAACAGAUCGACGGGGGAAAAGGGACACUGGAAGGUAGCCACAAGCCAGAGCUGUGACAAAUUACCUGAUGGCGUAAGAGGCAGAUUAUCCCCAAACAGUAAAUGUAGAAUGACGAGGAACAGGCAUGCAAUGACUCGAGGUUUAGAAGUUUUGUAAACAUGCCAGGCUGAUGGUUUUGGUUGAAUGUAGUAGAAACAGCUUGAAGGCACAGAGUAGGAAGACUCGUGAUACCUGGUAUUAGUACAACCGGGGAAUGGAUUACCGGUCCAACAAAUUCUCACAUUAAACACCAGAAAAUAAUCUGUCUGUAGAAUACGAUGACCAGUGUUAAUAGGCCUUAAAGUCUUUAAAGAUAUCUCAUCAAAAUUAGAGCUAAUGGUGGAAAAUGUACACUGAGAGAAGAGUUUGUUGUGGCUGCAGACAGGCUCAAACUAUAGUGUCAUUCUGUGACAGUCUUCAAAUAUCUUGGCUCGAAGAAUGCAACCUCGGGUCAAUAUCCAAUCUCCUCUCUGCACUUUGACAAAAGGAUGAUGGACAACUAGGUUAUCUCCUCCUGCUUUUUCUGCCCUCCUCCAAUGAUGGACAGAGUCAUUUAUCAGACUGAACCCCAAGUCUGAGGUAACAUCGGUCAAUGCAAUCAUCUGUGGUCACAAAAGAAAGGAGGAGGAGGAUGACAGAGGACAAAGAUAAAGGGUACAAGAUUAUUUUUCAAUAAAUAAGCCUUCAGAGCUCUUAAGUGGAUUUUUAAAGAGUCCUGUUGGACUUCAUGAUGGAAAAAUCAGAAAAUAAAAAAAAACAUCUGAAUGGA